This is a messenger RNA of Octodon degus (degu), 1626 nucleotides long. It is a transcript of the gene Sirt6, whose product is annotated as sirtuin 6. The transcript is spliced from 8 exons. Bases 59 to 1111 code for a protein of 350 amino acids. Lineage: Eukaryota; Metazoa; Chordata; Mammalia; Rodentia; Octodontidae. Gene Ontology annotation, molecular function: NAD+ binding. The record is from RefSeq and is a predicted model, not a curated record.
UUCCGGCGGAACCAGCCUCAACAAGGGAAACUUUAUUGUUCUCAUUAAGACAGCGACUAUGUCGGUGAACUACGCAGCGGGGCUGUCGCCCUAUGCAGAUAAGGGCAAGUGUGGCCUCCCCGAGAUCUUUGACCCCCCAGAGGAGCUGGAUCAGAAGGUGUGGGAGCUGGCCAGGCUGGUCUGGCAGUCAUCCAAUGUGGUGUUCCACACAGGUGCUGGCAUCAGUACUGCCUCAGGCAUCCCGGACUUCAGGGGCCCGCAUGGCGUGUGGACCAUGGAGGAGCGGGGCCUGGCGCCCAAGUUCGACACGACCUUCGAGAGCGCGCGGCCCACGUGCACGCACAUGGCGCUGGUGCAGCUGGAGCGCGUGGGGCUGCUGCGCUUCCUCGUGAGCCAGAAUGUGGACGGCCUGCACGUGCGCUCCGGCUUCCCCAGGGACAAACUGGCAGAGCUGCAUGGGAACAUGUUCAUAGAAGAAUGUGCCAAGUGUAAGACGCAGUAUGUCCGGGACACAGUUGUGGGCACCAUGGGCCUCAAGGCCACCGGCCGGUUCUGCACAGUGGCCAAGGCACGGGGACUGCGGGCUUGCCGGGGGGAGCUGAGAGACACCAUCCUGGACUGGGAAGACUCUCUGCCCGAGCGGGACCUCGCUCUUGCUGAUGAGGCCAGCAGGAACGCAGACCUGUCCAUCACCCUGGGCACCUCUCUGCAGAUUCGGCCUAGUGGGAACCUGCCCCUGGCCACCAAGCGCCGAGGCGGCCGCCUGGUCAUCGUGAACCUGCAGCCCACCAAGCAUGACCGCCAGGCCGACCUGCGCAUCCACGGCUAUGUGGACGAUGUGAUGGCGAGGCUCAUGCGACAUCUGGGACUCGGCAUCCCCACCUGGCAUGGGCCCCGUGUGCUGGAGCGGGCACUGCCUCUGCUGCCCCGGCCACCCGCACCCCAGCUCAAGCCCAAAGAGGACAGUGAAGAGAAGUCCACAGCCUGCCUCAAUGGCUCUGUGCCUCCCCAGCCCAAGCCCGAGCCUUGCACCCCCAAAAUGGAGCGGCCUGACAGCCCGGGCCCUCACCAGCCUUCCAAAAGGCUGAAAGCCGAGGCGGUGCCCAGCUGACCAGCAGACCUGGGAGGGCAGGACAUUUUCUAGGAACUGCAUAUUUUGUCCUGGUGUCUCUGGUACUGGAUUUGUGCCUGGGGCUCUCAGGAUGCUGAGCUGGGUGUUCUUACCCUCUGUGGCUCUGGGUUAGCCUGUGGGGUGCAGGAAACGGCCACCCCCAAAGCUGCCAGCCCAGAUGUCUGCUGCCCCACUGGCCCUGGCCUCUGACUGAGGAUGCUGGGAGCAGUAGCCGGACCCUCCGGGUUUCUAGCCCACGCAGGAAUCUGUUCCCUGUGUCCUCCAGGACCCAUCCCUCAACUCUGAUCUCCAAACCACUCACGGACCCUCCAGCAGGGAAGCACAGGGCCCUUGCCCACCCUCCUGCAGGCCUCCAGGAAGCCUCUGGCAAUAAAAGCAGAGCUCCUGUCUUGCAUCUGAGUGUGCUUAGGUUCCCUGUGUGGCCAGGCUGGGUGGUGCACACCCAUCCACCUGGCUGCUCUGGAGGCUGAUGCAGGAGAAUGGCAGGUUCAAGA